Symbiodinium sp. CCMP2592 is the source of this 2943-nucleotide messenger RNA. NCBI's taxonomy places the organism in Eukaryota, Dinophyceae, Suessiales, Symbiodiniaceae. The record is from the annotation of a GenBank genome assembly.
AUGGAGGAACGGAUCACGAAGUUCAAUCGUGUCUCUGGAGUGGUACUCUCGUUGAUGACAGGUGCAGUGUAUGUGUAUGAGAACGCGGUGUAUCUAGAUAUCUUGAACCGGCUGCCGGCAGACACUGCAGCUGUUGCAGCACUGCAAACGGAGAAUGCUUUUUAUUAUUCGUACUUCCAGGAACUUGUGGACACGGAGUCCUUUGCAGAUGGGUUAAGUCGAAUUGUCUGGGACAGGCGGACGGAGUACCCAGACACUUUGAACGCGAUCCGCCGAUUCAAUAUUUACCAGGAGAUCCUGCUAGCUCUCGAGUUCCGCUUUUUGCGUGGCUUCGGGUUGGAGCUGCCUCAUCCCUUCCAUUUCUUUCGGAUGCACAUCAUCCUGUUGAAUGGACUGGGUCAGGCUACCCUGGGCCUGCUUGCAGCGGAAAUCUCUGGAAAUCCUCUGGCUUCAGUGGGUUGUUAUUUGGCCUCCUUCCUUAACCGAUUCCAAACUAGCCGCUUGGGUAACUACACUAGCUCAGAUUUGCGAGAGCUUUGGGGCAUUCCACUCCUCUGGGUGCAGUCGUACCUGGUUUGGUGCGCGCUCUUGACAUCCUACAAGGCAACAAUGCGCCGACGCUUGCGCGUUGGCCUGGUACUAACAACCUUCGCCUUCAUCAUCUCCUGGCAGUUCAGUCCGUUCCUCCUGCUCUUGCAGGCAACGGCCCUGUACUUCGUCUGCAUUGUGCUGGGCUUUGAGAGUAUUCGGCCCACUCUGGUUGAGAUCCUCAACGUGUACGGCUUGUCCUUAGCAUUGGCAGUGUGUGCACACUUCGGAAGCCCGUACUUGCUAACUUCUCCUUUCUUCUUCCAGCUCGUGGCCCUGAAAGCAUCUACCUCCGUCUGCUGCUGCCGCUCCCGUACCCAUCGUGGUUGGCUGUCGUGGAUAGCUCGACGGCUAGCGCAUGUUGCCGAGGGCCUCAUCGCAGUGGUCGUAUUCUUGCUAGUGCGGAAGGCCUUAGCCCCCUUCGCAACUGCAGACACACAUGUCUACGAGAUAUUGUGCACGAAGGUGUCAACAAUCAAUGACAUGCUGCCAAAGCGCAUGCAGCUGUCUGCUAGCCAACUACCAGCUUGUGCUGAGCCAAGCUUCAAUGCAAACUUGUAUCUCAUCAUGGGCGUGUUCAAAAUCUUGGAGUGGUCGUCUGCCGAAGUUUACAUCAAAACCACCGCAGCACCGGCAGCUGCAGGGGCCAUGGUACUUAUCAUGAUUCGGGCUGUGUCCCACCGCCUGGGUACGACAGGCAAGGCCAAAAUUGAGGACACACCCGAGACAGCUUCGGGUGCCGCGCAGAAGGACGUUGCCGCCGCCACCAAAAAAAAGAAAGAGGAGCCCAAAGCCGGGCGUGGUCGAGCUGGGUCAAAGUCUGAGACACCACUCGACUCCUCCUCUCCUGUACAAGUGGAGGCUGAAGAUGCCGCUUUGUUGUUCUUCGUGGUGCAGUUCCUACUCUUCAUGCUGCUUGGCAGUUUGGUGAACCGCCUGCGCGUGGCAUUUGGACCGCCUAUGAUGGUGUUGGCAGCCGCGGUCAUGGGUCCACGGCUGGUGCCUGUUUUUCUCCAAAGCGCGUUCCCGAAAAGCUUGGCAACACUUCUGUCACUGGCAUGGCUUGCACACAUGUGUUGGAUGGGAAGCAUGCUUCCUUGCAUCACAGCGGAGGAAGGCAUAUGUCAGCACAUGGCAGACAAGUUUUCCAACGAUGGCGAUUUGGUAGACCUGUAUGACUGGAUCAACAAUGUUGUUCCGGCGGGUACGCCUGUGCUGGCCUCUAUGAACUUGGCGGGGAGCAUGAGGGCAUUCACACAUGUACCCAUGAUUAUCCACCCGCAGUUUGAGUCUGAGAAUCUUCGCAAACGCGUGCAACGAGCCUACGAGCUGUACAACUGCGGCUCCGAGGAGUCCUUUGCGAAGACCAUGGAGCAGUUGAGCGCCAAGCUUGUUAUCUUCGAGUACUCGCGGUGCUUCUUCACACCAUACAACUUAGACGACAAGAGGAAGAACUGCAAUUCGAAGAAACACAAAACAGAAGACCUGAUGUGCAUGAAGCUGCACGCGCGGUCCAGGUUUUUCAAGCUGAUGUUCAUGAAUGGCAACUAUGCCGUCUUUCGAUUGCGAAAGAACCCUCUGAGAACAAACCCGGCUCCUCGUGCUUCGGACGUGCAGAGCUGGCUGGAAGAGGCGGAGACUUGGAAGGACUAUGUGCAGACCUGCGAGAAGACUCAAGGCCAACAUUGUGGGCCUCGGCUGAUGGAAGCUGCUGCUCACUUCCAUCACGGCAUGAAGAAGCCCAAGGUGGCGGCCGAGCUGCGAAAGUGGGCCCUCAAGACGUUCCCAGAAAAUGGCUAUGUGAACUUCUACCAAGCAAGGUUUCUGGAUGUGGAUGCCAACAGGCCGCAGGAGGCCAAGUCGUUCUACGACAAAGCCCUCAGCCUGCUGCCGAACAAUGUGAAGGUGCUGACAGAAGUCAUUCUGUUUUACGACCUGGCGCUCCAGGAUUCCAGGUUCUCGGCCUCCUUCGUCGAGCGCAGGUCAAGACCAGGCAAGGCUGGUGAAGCUCCGCUGCUGAAUCUCGCUGGCCCGGGGGCCGGUGUCUUGAUGUGUGAAGCUGCCGUUGCCGCCAAAAACGGCGGGCACACGACUCUGAGCAAGCAGCUCUGGAACCGAGCCAGAGAACUUUCACCUCUAAGCCAGUGCGUGAAGAACAAUUGGCCCAUUAUAUAUGGCGAGAAAAGCCAGGAAGACAACUCCCACAAGUUGGAGUACACCCCCUGGGCAAAAGUCAAGAUGGUGAUUGCUGGUGGUGUUGGCCUGGAGGUUGGCCCACAUCACCAGACAAAUGCACGUUUCUUGGGAAGUGAGACGUUUGUCGUCUGGCCUCCGGCGAACAAGACGAUGUGGUGA